AUGGAGCGGGACCAGGAUCGGGAUCGGGAUCGGGACCAGAACCGGGACCAGAACCGGGACACGGAUCUGGAGCGGGACCAGGAUCGGGAUCGGGACCAGGACCGGGACCGGGACCAGGACCAGAACCGGAACCGGGACACGGAUCUGGAGCGGGGACCAGGAUCGGGAUCGGGACCAGGACCGGGACCAGAACCGGGACACGGAUCUGGAGCGGGACCAGGACCGGGGACCGGGACCGGGACCCAGGACCAGGAUCGGGACCGGGAUCAGGACCGGGACCGGGACCGGGACCAGGACCAGGAUCAGGACCAGGACCAGGACCGGGACCGGGACCGGGACCGGGACCAGAACCGGGCCCGGCACCGGGAGCUGUGUCCCAGCCCGGAGCGGCCCCGGGCCCGGCCCGGCCCCACGCGCUGGGGGAUCUGCUCGGCCGGGGCCAUCAGCCACGACUUCGUGCUGGCCCUGGGGACCCUGCCCCGCUCCGAGCACACGGUGGCCGCGGUGGCCGCGCGGGAUUUGGGGCGCGCCGAGGCCUUCGCGCGGCGCCUGGGGGUGCCCCGGGCGAACGGGUCCUACGAGGAGCUGGCCCGGGACCCCGAGCUCGACGUGGUGUACGUGGGCACGGUGAACCCCGCUCACCUGCCCCUGGGGCUGCUCUUCCUGCGCCGCGGCCGCCCGGUGCUGAUGGAGAAGCCGAUGGCGCUCGGGGCCCGCGAGGUCGCGCAGCUCGUGGGGACGGCGCAGGAGAAAGGGGUGUUCCUCAUGGAGGGUUUCUGGACGCGUUUUUUCCCGGCCUGGCGCCGCCUGCGCUCGCUGGCCCGGGGGGGCUCCCUGGGGUCCCCCCUGGUGCUGCGGGGGCGGCUCGGCUUCGCCCUGGCGGGGGUCCCGCGGCUGCGGCUGCCGGGGCUGGGCGGGGGGGCCCUGCUGGACCUGGGGGGCUACGGGCUGCAGAUGGCCACGGCCCUGCUGGGGGGGGGACAGCCCCCCACCCGCCUGACAGCCCACGGCACGUUACAUCCUACUGGCGUGGACGAGUCGGUGUCGGUGUCGCUGCAGUUCCCCGGGGGGGGCCUGGCCUCGCUGCUCUUCUCCAUGGCCGCGGAGCUGCCGGGGGGGGCGGCGCUGGGGGGGCCGCGCGGCUGGGCCGAGCUGCCCUCGCACAUGAACUGCCCCACGGAGCUGCUGUGGGGCGGGCGCCGCGAGAGCUUCCCGCUGCCCCGCCCCCCCGCCCGGCCCCCCAACUUCCCCCACGGCGCGGGGCUGCGCUACGAGGCCCAGCACGUGCGGGAGUGCCUGCUGCAGGGGCUGACCGAGAGCCCCGAGAUGCCGCUGGCCGAGAGCGAGCUCAUCGCGCGCCUGCUGGACCAGGCCCGGGCACAGGGUGGGCGUGGGGCCGGCCGGAGCGACCUCUGACCCCGAGUGACCACCGGAGUGACCUCUGACCCCUGAGUGACCACGGGAGUGACCACCGGAGUGACCACCGACCCUGAGUGACCUCUGACCCCGAGUGACCACCAGAGUGACCACUGGAGUGACCACCAACCCUGAGUGACCUCUGACCCUGAAUGACCACCAGAGUGACCACUGGAGUGACCUCUGACCCUCUGGAGUGACCACUGGAGUGACCUCUGACCCCUGAGUGACCACUGGAGUGACCGCUGACCCCGAGUGGCCGCGGCAGCUCCGGUGCCGUCCGUGGCUCAAUAAAAGCUCUGAAACCUCCCCAAAACACGGCUGGGUCACUCCCAGUUCAUCCCAGUAUGAACCAGUAUAACCCAGUCCAUCCCAGUAACACCCAGUCCAUCCCAGUAACUCCCAGUCCCUCCCAGUAUGAACCAGUAUAACCCUGUCCAUCCCAGUAACACCCAGUCCAUCCCAGUAACUCCCAGUCCCUCC
Messenger RNA from Passer domesticus (house sparrow), 1899 nucleotides. RefSeq names its product trans-1,2-dihydrobenzene-1,2-diol dehydrogenase-like. Lineage: Eukaryota; Metazoa; Chordata; Aves; Passeriformes; Passeridae. Gene Ontology annotation, molecular function: D-xylose 1-dehydrogenase (NADP+) activity; nucleotide binding. Gene Ontology annotation, biological process: D-xylose catabolic process. The record is from RefSeq and is a predicted model, not a curated record.